Molecule: messenger RNA, 576 nt
Organism: Paraglomus occultum
Lineage: Eukaryota; Fungi; Glomeromycota; Glomeromycetes; Paraglomerales; Paraglomeraceae
Source: the annotation of a GenBank genome assembly
AUGCAUUUGACUGGAUUGAGGUGGAGGUUAAAAGCAUCAAGGAUGCCAAAGCAUUUACAGCUUAUCUCAGAUCAAAUCGGCAACAAUACAUUUCGUUUUAAUGAGGUUGAGAAAUACCUGGAGGUGUUUGAACUCCUUUAUGCUCUUGUGAGUGCACUAGAAGAGCAAGCACAUAGGUUGAAGGGGCUGAAGCUUACCAGUUUCACUGAUGAUGCACCUACAAUUCGUGAAUGGCUAGACAGAUCGGUUACAUACCCAGAACUCGAACAAGCGCUUAAGGAAUUCGUCUUAAUGCGGCAGCAUCAAACAGUAUUAAGUGAUGCUAUUCUAAUCGAGCGGGCCAAAACACUAGCGAACGGACUGGGAAUUCCUGAAGGUGCAUUAAACUUUUCUGUUGGGUGGCUCCAAAAAUUCAAAAUUCGAAACAGCAUUCAUCAAAUAAAGCUUCAAGGGGAAGGAGCAUCAGUUAAUUUGAGUAUUGUUGCCGAGGCCCUGCCACAGUUGCAUGAAAUAUGCAUUAAUUAUCCUCCCGAACGUAUUUAUAACAUGGACGAGACUGGCCUUUUCUAUCGGUAA